Messenger RNA from Leptomonas pyrrhocoris, 4018 nucleotides. RefSeq names its product putative ubiquitin hydrolase putativecysteine peptidase Clan CA family C19. Gene Ontology annotation, cellular component: P-body; PAN complex. Lineage: Eukaryota; Euglenozoa; Kinetoplastea; Trypanosomatida; Trypanosomatidae. The record is from RefSeq and is a predicted model, not a curated record. The coding region runs from base 593 to 4018 and encodes 1141 amino acids. Gene Ontology annotation, molecular function: protein binding; nucleic acid binding. Gene Ontology annotation, biological process: nuclear-transcribed mRNA poly(A) tail shortening. The transcript has a single exon.
GGGGGUGUUUCCCACGUUUACACUCAUGUGACGCUUCGGUGCACACAUCCUGUCAUGCAAUCUGAUUUCGCUGCUCGAUAACUGGCAACUAAUUUCUUUUUUCUCUUGUCCCUUUGCGCUGGAGUCCAUCAACGGCCUGAGGUUUGGAGCAGAGAGAAAGGGCGAGAGCGAGGAGAGAUUCCCAUACAAACAGCAACGGAGGAGGUGUUCCUGUCCGCCUUUCUUUGUGUGUGUGUGUGUAUGCGUGUCUGCACGCGCUCAUAAAAAAGGACAAGUAAGACGGCUAUACUCUUUCCUCACGAUUGAGAAGAGAGAGGACCAGAAGAGGACAACAAGUGAGCGUCUUUUCUCUUCUCUCCGCGCAGUGUGUUUGCGCUGUGGCUCCUACCCGCGGAAAAAGAGAUUGGGGAGGCGACGUGGACCCGUACGAACGUACCGCGUGUGGUGCGUGCAGUGGCGGCUCUCGUGCCUGCCCAACGCGCGCUUUGCCUUGGCGUGAAAGUCACUUUCAUCACCUUUGUUUACUUUAUUUGCUGUUUUUUUUUAGAAAAUCUGAGCACAGUCAGAAAAGUCUGCGGCGGCGAGACACAAAAUGAGUCUCAACUCGCAAGGCAGCGCGCCGUGGAAGUUUCGCGGGGAUGCCACGGCCUCCGUCGGCGCCAUCACCGCCGUGGAGUUCGACCCCGAUGUGGAGCUGCUGUGGGUGUGCGACGCCUUCGGCACGCUGAUGAGCUUUUCACUGCAGUCACAGGUCCAGGGCGAGGCCCCAGGCUGGGUAAACUACUCCUCUUUCUCCGUGUCCAACCGGCCGGCGUCAAGCAUCUUCUUCCUGAAUAUGGGGGGCGAGCGGAUGGUGACCGUGGCCGAUCGCGAAGUAAUUCGCGGCUACAAGCGCGGGGGCAUCUUGAUGAUGUGUCUGCCUCAGCCCACCGCGGCGCAGAACUACAUCGACCUCUUCCAGGCGAACAACAACACCGGCGUCAUGUUCUUUACCGGCAAUGCGGGUCUGACACGUCUGGAGCUGAAUGAUCAGGAGACGGAUCAGCUCACGGUAGCGAUGGAGGAGCUGUCGGUGGUGGCGUUGAAGCAGUGCGAUCAAUGGGUGGCGACGGGUAGCGCCUCGGGCUCGGUGGUGGUGCGCAGCGCGUCGGACCUGGCCACCAUUGGUCAAGUGGCCCCGUCCCGCAACCGCGUCUUGGCACUCGAAGUGUUCGACAACACCGUCAUGGCCGCCUACUCGGAGCGCUCGGCCACGUCCUUUGUAAAGGUGUUUGAUGUGCGCAAGAUGUCGGAGGCGGUCGCCACCAUUCAGGACAUCCCAUCCGGCAACGUCACGCAGAUGCGGCGCUACCAGGACGGCUUCGGCCUCUCCAGCGACCGGGCGUUCCUGCUGUCCCCACAGGGCUUCCACAUUAUCCAGCUCGAUCAGGAGAAGCCCGUCUUUUCGUCUGCCCCACUCAGCGAGGGCGCCUGCACGGCGGUGGCCGUCUCGCCGUCGAACAUGUGCGCCGCGAUCGGCAACGACAAGGGCUCCUUCUACGCCCUUGCCCACCCGGCCACGCGGGACGACUACGUCAUGUCGACCUUUGUGCAGCCCGUCCGGCCGAAGCACCCCGUGUACCACCGCAGCUGGGAGGAACCGAACAUCGCCGACGGCUUUGAUGACUCCGCCGAGCCCGGCGCGUUGGCCUCGAACUGGCCGGAGGAGGACUACAUGAUCCUGACGGUCCCGCAGAAGCUGCGCUGCGUGAACUACGAGUCCCACAGCCUGGUGCCCAAUGAGUGGGGCCUAGUCCGCGCGGACAGCUAUCUGCCCGACCCCAAGGACAAACUCAGCGCCAUCCUGCCGAACCCGUACCCCUUUAACAACCAGCUCGGUGAUGACCCGGCGAAUGCGCAGGAGCUGCUGCUGGAGUUGCGCAAGGACAUGAAGCGCAAGCACAAGUCCUCGCGGGUCGGCGGCGGCGGCGAGUACAGCCCGAUGGAAGACUCUCUGCAGGUCUGCUACAGCGUGCAGCACAAACUGGAUUGGCGCAGCUACAACGAAAUCGCGCAGCGUGUGAUUGGCAUCGACAACAGCUUUCCCGAGUGCUGGAUCACACCGCUCCUGCAGUCCCUGUAUCUCUGCCAGCCGCCCGAGUUCCCAAUUCGCAAGGUGAUUCUACGACACAUCUGCAAGCGGGAGUUCUGCAUGACGUGCGAGAUCGCCUUCAUCUUUUCGAACAUGCUCACCAUCUCCGCGAGCGUCAUGGGGAUGAAGGGAGAGGCGCUGCCGCCCAUUGCGCAGGUGGCACACCUUAUUCGCACUAUGCGGCAGAUCCGCGCCUUCACCAACGCGGAGGUCUUCCAGCGCCCGAAGAACCGCGACGACGCCGUGGCAAAGAUGCACCUGGCACAGCGCCUGGUGCUGGAGACGCUGCACAAGGACUUGCAGGACCAAAAGGCCUACCCCUUCAUGAACUAUGAGGCACCACCCGAGUACGAGAGCGCCAUCGCCGCGCUGUUCGGCACCGAGUUCACGUCCAACGGCCGCGUGCAUAUCGAGCCGCGCUUCUACUGGGAGGUGCCAGGAUCAGCCUUGAAGGUGGACGAAGGACUGCAGCACUUGCUGAAGCAGCUGGAGGGCUACAAGGACCAGGUCCAAAUCAAACGUCUGCCGCCCAUCAUUGUCCUUCUGCUGAACCCCGAGCACAGCAACCUGAAGCCGCCCACCAGCCUGAAGAUCUCCCGCGCCGGGAAGGAAGAUUACAACUACGUUCUCAACAGCAACAUUGUCCACCUCGCCGACGACGUCGAGGACACCGGCAACUUCGUGAGUCAGCAGCGCAUUAAAGACGACAGCUUCUCGCUUGUAAACGACUACCGUGUGACGGCGCCGAUGAAGAUGCAGGAUCUGGAGCGACUGGUUCCGGCCCUGCGCUCCUACUCCGCCGUGGUGACCUUCUACGCACUGGACAACCUCACCACGCCUCUUUACGCGCGCCUCGACGACUCCCGCGCGCCGAACCUGUGGCACCUGUUGGGCCCACUGCUGACGAACGACGUGCUCUCACGGCCGCUGCUGCGCGACCCGAGUAAGCAGGCCUUCAAGUCUCCCCUGAACUCGUACACGGAAAUAAAAGCCGGUGACCUGAUCGCCAUCGACGCCGAGUACGUCGUGCUGCGCUGGGCGAGCCGGGACGAGGGCAACGAAAUCUUCUACGUCUCGCAGCGCAAGCCGCACAUGGGACUGGCGCGCGUGAGCUGCAUCCUGAGCAGCGAGGACGGCGACGAGCGCACCAUCGUGGACGACUACGUGCACAUUCCUGAAGAAAUCGAUGACUACGUAACGCAGUACAGCGGCAUCCACCCUGGCGACCUCGACCCGCUGGAGUCUGCGAAGAGUCUGACUUCGCUCAAGUCAACGUAUCUGAAGCUACGUGCGUUGGUGGACGGCGGCGUUGUCUUUGUCGGUCACGGACUCGCCCAGGACUUCCGCGUGUGCAACAUUGCUGUGCCGCGCAAGCAGAUCAUCGACACUCUGGAGAUCUUCCACAAGCCCGGCUCUCGCUACCUCUCUUUACGCUUUCUCGCCUACCACGUACUUGGUGAGAGCGUGCAGGAGGACGAGCAUGACUCCAUCGAGGACGCCCGCACCUCGCUGCGGCUCUACCGCAAGUAUGAGCAGCUGAAGAGCGAGGGAACCUUUGAGAGCGUGCUGGACCAUCUGAUGGCGAAGGGCGCUGAGACGAGUUGGUACGUGCCGGACACGAAGUCGCUCUUCCGCGACACCCCGCAGACGCCGCCGGUGUCCGUGAUGGGUUCGCCCGUGUUUGAGAAGGUGGCGAAGGCGGCCGCGGCGGAGACCGGGGCGGGAACAGAGGACGAGUCGAAGACCGAGGACGAGGACUACGAUAUGUGCGGGCACGACGGUGAGGGCGGUGAAGACGCAAUUGACGAAGACAUGGCGAAUGCCCCGACGGCGGGCGACGUGCUAGAGGCGGUGCGUCUUUCAAUGAAGAAGGAGGACGACGCGUAG